UGUUUUCGAACUUCCACCGUGUUUUGGAGCCUGGACGGGUAGACGUAUCAAAUGCAGCUGGUGUUGCACCCAUCACGUCAGAAACCAUGGCACUGGCUAUCCAUGCAAGCGCCUUUGCUGGCAGCUUGACCAUCCGCAACUCCAUCUUCAACAACAACACCUUUUCAGUAAGCGGGUCAGCGUCAGCAGCUGAACCGGUAUCAGGACAGCAACGGCACCGGGUGGCCCACCGGAGGCUGACUGGGGAGGAUGAGGUUCCUGGAGGCUUCCCCACAACCCAAGAGCAGGCGUCUGGUAUCAGUAGCCGGACGGCAAAAGUGGGCAGCAAUGUGGGCCCGCAGCAGCAGCAUCUGCGGCAGCGGAAGUUGGCGUCAUCAGCCACCACAACUUCAAGUGGCUACCCCGUAGCACAGGCACCUGAGCUUCACCCUGGUCUCCAGGAGGGGCCGUGGGCUGAUGACAUGGAGGCUGUUAUUGCAGUGUCCUGCCAAGGCAAGGACCUCCCUGCUGACAGCAACCUGAUGCCACAGUCGUGCAAUGUCGCGUUUGAGGGAGUUUCCAUACUAGGCAAUACUGGUGUUGCAACAAGUGGCCUGUACGUCUUAUGUGAUAAUGUCACGUGCAAUGUGGACAUCCGAGAUUGCAUAAUUAAGGACAACAAGCUGCUGUGGCAACCGGCUCUUGAUCCAGCAACAUUGCCGAGUCCUGGGCUAACUUUUGGAGACUAUGAUACCGGCUUUCAGCUGCUUACAACCAUGGCACCCUGGCUCACAUACACAUACCCUGUCAUUCGCUAUACCAAGUUGAUGAGAGAAACCGUAGUCAGUUUUGACCAGGCAUAUCCCAACUGUUCGUUGUUAUCAUCAUCUGGAUUUCCAAGUGUCACUGGACGCACCUUGGGUGCCAUAGUGAUCCAACAGCGUAAUGCGCCAUGCUCAGAUGCUCUGUCAAGGGACACGCCAAUGGCGCAAUUAUCUGUCAAAGGCGGCCACUACAGUGGCAAUGAUGGUGCAGUAAUCAUGAGUACGGCGAUUGAUUGGAUUCACAUAGCCUCUUGCAGCAGUUCGGGGGCUUCACCUGGCCCGUCAAGGCACAGUGCUGACAUCUCGUUAUCAGGACUCGCUAUUAAUGGCCACGGCAGCGGGAUGCCUGCCGUCUGGCUGCGAUGGCCGCGCAGUGUAACCGUUACUGACUGCAAGGUCACUGAUAGCUCAGGUGCCUUUUGGAUGGAAGAAGUCCGUGACAGUGCAACCGUGGAGGGCUGCACAUUCAAAGGCAACUAUGUCCCGGAGCAGCAUUGGCUAUACCAUUGGGGCUUUAUCGCCUCUGCACCGAACGAAGAUGGCAGCACCAUGUUUCCAAUGAGUAUUGGCACAGGAUCCUCCCAAGUUGUCUUGAUCAUGAUGACACCACUGGGCAACGUGGAGAACACAGUCAUUGUUAGAGACAGCAUAUUUGAAGAAAAUGCUGCCUACACCACGGGUGCACUUUACAUCGUUGGCUAUGACAUGCCAGUCGAUGAUAAGGACAACCUUCCUGGCCGCACGCGAGCACUUGUCUCAAACAUGACCUUCACUAGGAACUAUUGCAGGCGUGCCUCCUUUGGCUUGUCACCAUAUGCCACUGAAGCGGUCUGCCGCACGUCAGAAAGGCCGCUGUACAUCAACGGAGUCUACAAUGCUACGAUUACGGGAUCCAGGUUUCAUGACAACCGCAAUGGUGGUGUUUACAUAGACCAUUGCGGUGUGAUGAACGUCACCUACUCUUCAUUUACUGACAAUCUCCAGACGUACAACGCAAGAUCAAACAGCGCGGAUCAAGGAAUUGGUGGUGGGGCCGUAACCGGCUGGUCAAUCAGCUACGGUGGUGCCAACAUUCUCCACAGCACUUUCAUUAACAACACAUCACCACCUGGAGGUGGUGCAGUUUUCCUCCGUGACGUGUACAUUUCAUACCUCAAAAACAACAGCUUCAUAAGUAAUACCGCAACAAAUGGAGAUGGAGGGGCUGUGUGGAUUUUAACAACUGAAAAGAAAAGUGGUGAUCCACCUUCAUACAACACGAACUAUGACUCGCUGUUGGGCUGCAACUUCACUGGUAACCGUGCAGGCCGAAGAGGGGGUGCAGUUGCUGGAGUUGAUGUAGCAGCUAGCUCAGGAUGGAUGAUUAGCAGCAACGUUAUGGAAGGAAACAUUGCCAUGGUAAACCCACCGAAACGGGCGAUGGACCCGCUGCCAAGAGAUGACAUGGCUGGUGGAGGCGCCAUGUAUAUACAAAACACUGCAUCCGCCAUCUUUGCUGGCAAUGUCUUCGUGAGAAACAAGGUACUACGACAUGCUGGUGGAGCUGUGCGCCUGAUGGAGGGGCAAGCUGCAACAUUUUCCGAGAAUGUAUUCUCAGGCAACAUUGCUAUCAUGGGUGGUGCUGUCGCAGCAACCAGGGUCGACCAGCUGUUUCUUGAUGAGUGCAGUUUUGACAACAACUCGGUGACGAACCCAUGGGCCUGGCCGGAUACAUCUCCAGAACCAGGAGCAGCAAAUGAGGAAGUGCACUUUCCUCUGAAUUCUCUGGAUCCAGGAUAUGGUGGCGGGCUGUAUGUCUUACAGACCCCAACGCAGAUUGGCUCCCUAUCGCAGUUCACAAACAACAUGGCCUUACUUGGUGGCGGUAUAGCUGCUGUUUCUUGCCCGAGGUUGACAGUUAUGGCUUCCGCAGGCUUUAGCCACCUUAAUCUCACAGUGUCUCAGGAUAUUGUGGAGGCUCCGGGUGCACCCAACCCCUUGGGUGUCGAAGGGGUGAUACCGUACCGUGUCCUUUUUGCAAACAACACAGCCCUGAUUGGUGGAGGAGUCUACUUGCACGAUGUUACAAGUAUCACUGCUGCCGGGUCUGUAAUAGACUUACUUAUCGAAAUGGCACCUGUCAACCUCACGUAUCUGUCCCAGGGCUACAAAGUGCAGGAGUUCCUGGACUUUCUUGAUGGGAACGCUAUGACCACCUACAUUACGCCUGAAACGGUACCAUUAAUCGACCAACCUGCUAUCGUUUUCUACAAUAACACAGCAAAUGGCGGUGCAGCCAUAAUGCUAGAUGGUGGGCUUGAGGUAUCCCUAAACAACACCCGCUUCCUGGGCAACCGUGCGUUCACACCUCCGCUUGCUGAGGGGUACACUGGACUCCAGGGACGGGAGGCCAUGAACGGGUCAGCAGCCAGCCAUGCGUGUUAUUCGGGUGAAGGAGCAGCAGCAUGCAUCGUUGGCAGGGAUGGUAGCUCCAUAGAGUUCAACAAUUCGGAUGUCUUUGGCAACGAGGCAGAUGUGCAUGGUGGCGGCUUCUACGUGGCUGAGGGACGGAGCUGCAGGAACCCAGCUGGAUGCUACAGUGUUCGGUUGAACAAUGUAAAUAUGUCAGGAAAUGUUGCAAAUUAUGGUCGCGGUGGCGCCAUAUUUUGGGAGCACGAGGCUAUUGUGGAGGUCAACUCUUGUGCUUCUGACUCCUACCACAGUAUUCCUCUAGGCUCAGCAGAAUCAGGAGUACCACCAGCAGACGGUGUUAACGGUUUUGAUGGUGGUUAUUCUACAGCCGACUCUUCCAAGGUUCCUACCACGCAAAUUAAGCUUGUGUUACCAGGCCGCAAAGAUCUGCCUGUCACCUAUGGCAAGCUAGUCCGCAAUCUGCAGGCUGAGCUGCUGCAGCCAUUAGGGGGCCCUGUGGUGACAGCCAACAGCAGCAUCUACAUGGUCAAUGGCAAUCUCGUGUUGCCAAACGACACUGCGGCAGCUGCCUUUGAGAUAAUUGACGAGUUAGGGUUGACGUCCAUUAAUUUACAAGGCACAGUCGUCCUAAAUGUGAAUGACACGGCUUGGCUUGGAAUGCCGUACAAUCAGUUGCCUUGUUCCAACUGGGAGUACAACGUUGCUGCGAGCGGGAAUGAUAUCAGUACGACGCCAUACUUUCUGCUGGUUAAGCCAUACGAGCACUUCUACAGCUCCAACACCAACUUGCAGCUGAACGUCACCACACAUGACUGGCUAGGCAACAACUGUACAGAAACGAACAGCACGAGGACAGUGGUAGUUAUAGAGGCCGUGUCGCCUGAGGUAUCGGGUACCAUGAGCCAGGUGGCCUUGGACGGUCUUGCGGAUUUCACGGGUCUAGUGCUUCGCACUCAUGAAGGUCCUCACAACAUCACGUUCACCGGACGCUCAAGCAACCCUGAGCGCAACCUAAAGCCGGACACAGUAGAGGUAUACGUGCGGCCUUGCAGCAUAAAUGAAUACCUUGCACCUGAGAACCACGAUGAGUGCAUCAGGUGCAAGCAAGGCUCGUUCAACCUUGACACGACCUCGGAGAACUGCACUGCCUGUCCAGGCAAUGCGGUCUGCAACUAUCCGGCCAACGACACCGGUUAUGUGGUAGCGAUUGAUACGGGUUACAUGGUACCCAAAGACGGCGCAUGGCAUAGCAGCUUUUUCAGUAGCCAGGUCCUGGACUGCCCCAACCCGGCGGCUUGCAAAAGCGAGAAUCGCAGCAAACAGCUUGGUGCACUGCAGUACGCGAUUUGGCAGAAAGCUCGUGAGGUGCAGUACCGCACUUCCCUUGCUCUGGCCGCGGAUUCUAUUUGGGCAAUGCUGUCCGAAAGUCUCGACGGCGGUGUUGACUUCGACCUACAGCAGCGGCGUCAUCAGCUGCUCCAGCAGCACAUUUCGUACUCCAACACCACGCAGUACAACAUCCGGGUCAUCCAUGAGACUCAACAAUUCAUGGAAGACUACAUGGCAGCUCAGUGCGCCCAGGGAUACACAGGCACCCUGUGUGGGGAAUGUGCGUCAGGUUACGGCUGGAUUAACAUUGCCACCUGCACCAAAUGCCCCAAAAGGGUGUAUAAUGCGCUGUACUACACCCUCGCCACGCUGCUGACACUGCUGUCACUGGCCUUCACGGUGUAUGCAAGCAAUACGCCGACACAAAAGCUUGUGGCUGCAAGCCACUUCUCUGACUUUUACAAUAACGCAAAUACAUCCACAAACAGCAUUCCUGAGGACUACGCUGUACAGGAUCCCAACGCUGAUGACCUGACGAAGCAUGAGCAUACACAACAUCAGUAUCUGCAGCCAUACCCCUCCGCAGCACCACAACCGUUCGCUCACCAAUCGUCAAGGUCACGUCAGACCUCGCUGAAGGAGUCACGGGGGCCGCCAAACCUCCCAAAACAGGAGGAACAACUGCCCUCCCCAUUUUCGGAUGUCACAAACAACCACUCCGUGUUCCUGGAAAAUGAGGAGGUCAUCAUCAUGAUGGAUCCGUCCCCUGGGCACCCAGCUGGUGCAAUGGCCCCAGUCUUUGAAGGCGGUCACAUUGCAACUGGGUACAACAACACGGUUUACCAUCGCAACGUGGGAAGUGGAGAGGGCGCCGACCCCUUUGACAGCCCACACGUCAACCUGGCAACCGAAUCCUUCUCUCCAUCAGAAGCGGUGGUGCGUCCGGAAGAUGACAUGGCCCCCACCUCAAAAACCCUGCCUGGAAAGGGUGUGGGUGCUGCCGCUGGCGCUGCUACCGGUAGUGGACUGGCUGAUGAUAACAGCAGUGAGCAAGCGAGCGCUCAGAAAGCCAUGGACAUGCACGCCAAGGCACAGCUGCCCACCCUCGUGCGUCUGUUCGUCACGUACCUCCAGGUGCUGGCGCUGUUGCGUGCCGUACCUCUGGAUCUGCCGAACUUCAUGGAGAUCUUCUACGGCAUCUGCAUCCAGGCCACCAGUUAUCCAGGCACGCUGGUCUCGCUCGACUGUUCGCUGCCUGAUACACUGGUCAUGUCCCGAGGUGCCGCACGCAUCCUCAUUACCAUCCUGGCCCCCGUCUACACCUUCAUUGGAGCCAUGCUUCUGUUCUCGCUAUGGGAUGUCGGGAAGUACUACAUGUCCUGGUAUCGUGGCACGCGGCCACCUGGCGGCUUGAUCAUGCAGCUCGUCACCAACCGCAACAACCAAGUGCUGUUGACCUUCAGCAACGUCAUGUUCUUCUUCUACCCCAGCAUCUCCCAAACCCUUAUGUCCAUCUUUGACUGCUCGCAAGUCGAUUCGUACGACUCCUCCAAUAUCUUGGCGACGCUGUACUAUCGUACGAGUAGCGUCUGGCAGCAGGACUUCAGCGUCAAGUGCUACAAGGGCAGCCAUCUCGCGCUGGUGCUGGGCCUCGGUAUGCCGGGAUUGCUGCUGUUUGGCAUCGGCUGGCCGGUGGGAAAUGCGUGGAUCAUGAUUCGCAAGUUGCGAUGGGCAACCAGCGAGAAACGUAACGUCCGAGACACCUCAAACGAAAUCAUGGCGGCUGAUUACGUGCCGAGAUGGAUUUGGUGGGAGUCGGUGAUUCUGCUGCGCCAGUUGGCCAUUGCUGCCAUCGUCACCUUUGUGAGCUCCGUCUCCUCCGCCGCCGUUCAGCUGCUCAUCGUGCUAUCCAUUCUGGUGGCAGCAGCGGUCGCUCAGAUCCUGGUGCAGCCCUACCGCAGCUGGUUCGCGGGGCUGAUGGCGCAGGCGUCACUGUACUCGCUCAUUGUCACCGUCUACCUGUUGGUCUACCUGACACAGAUAGGCGUGAACAACCUGGCCCCGCGUGUUACCAUCUCCCUCAUCAUCGUGGCCAUUAACGCGGUGACCGUGGUUGCAUUCGUUUGGAGCAUCAUCCAGGCUUACUGGUACGGUUUGCUAAUUCAGUCGGGUCUCGACUGCUUGGAUCCCAAGACCCGCCAGUCGCUGACCUACGUCGAGGCCCGUAAGUACAUCAUGUCAGCGAUGAUGGAUGAGCCGCGCUUUGGGGGAACUGAGAGGGGCCUGGGCGCUGCUGUCGAGAGGUUCUCCUCUGCGCGGAAGAGCGGUGUGGCUGCUUCCAAGGCGGCAGUGGUGGUGCUGGGUACAAGCCUGAGUGGCCGCAUGGACGCUAUCCUCAACAAGGUCAAGUCCCAUCGCUCCUUGUCGUCGGCUUCUGGCAGGAUGCAGUACGGGUGAUGGAACCAAACGGGCCACCCGACGCACCCGCUCUGCGUGUCACCUCGCAAAACGUUAGGUUCCGGUCUCUCUGGGCCCCGCCCGGUUCAGUAGCUGGGAGCACAUACGUUUAGUUUAAGGCUGGCAGUCGGCUGACCGGUUACAUAUAUUCUGCGAGGAAGCAAAAGUCACACACUGGCACGUUGUCAUGUGUUGAAGCCGCAUUUUGCCGCUUUUUCAUUUUUGUCCAUCGUUCUUUGCUGGUAAUAAAUGAUAAUGUUCAUGAAGAAAUAUGUGGGUUAGGAUUAGGAAUGACGAAGCAGCAGACUGAUUACGCCGCACGCGCGCUCGCAGGCUGGCCGACAUGGCUUGUUACCUCUACCUGGGCAGUGUGUAGGGCGGGAUCCUGGGAUUGCGCAAAAGGAGCAAGUGUACCCUUCAUGCUAAGGGCUUUCGGAUUUCCCAUCGAGCAACGUCAUCGUUAUGCAAGAAGAAUGGUUUGGCUUUGGCUUCGUCUUGCGGUACAGAUGCAGGAUGCAGACGGGCGGGUGUAUUCCAUGUGGACAUUCGAAGAAUCUGCUGGGAGGUGGGUUUCGCUUGAGGGUGGGUUGCCUAUGCACUUACGAGCGAUCGCUGCAAUGAUGAGUUUUGCUUGAGUAAGGCUGUGUACGACAAUUGUACGGACGGCCACAUGAUGCACAUGGAGUGAAGUGUAUGGCGCGCCAACGGUUGAACGCCACCGCUUUUCCUAAGUAUUAUAGCAACAGCAGUAUUAGUGUGUGGAUUUUACUUUCCAGGGGAGACACGAUAUGGGUAAAAGUGAAUGGGCGCGGCCAAGCCGUUUGCCCCCUUAAUUUACCAGCGUCUGAUUUCUGGAACGCCGAAGGUUUGAGCGUGGGAAAUGAGAUGGUUUGGUUAGUUAGUAGAGCUGUUGAAUAGCACCAUGGCUGCUGUAUGUCCAACCGUUUGGCAUGUUAGUUCCCGUUUCAGAGCGGCAGUGCAAAAACGCUCUGCAUAUGACACGAACAGGUCUGGAUAUACUACACGUUUUGACGGCGAUUACCUCUGCCCUAUCCAUUAAUCCUGUUUGGUAGACCUCCAAUCUCAGUUGGCGGUUUUGCUUCUAUUUGGGCUUGAGCUUCCUUUGCUUGAGUUGCGUACGAUGAUUCAGAAAUGCAUACUGUUAGGUUUUGGUAGGAGGGUUCACGUGGGCUUUGCCUCAGCCAGAAAGGACCGAGGAUAGAAGAAUGCGCUUACCUAAUGCUCCUGGUGCGGCAUCUUGCAGCAUUUGCCGCAUGACAUCCAUGUCUACCGCGUGCUUCAGGCGUCUAGCAGCUGUUGGCAUACAUGGUGCGGGUAGCGUGGUCAUGUGCUCAAGCUGGUUAGUAGCACACCUCGCUUGUCACCUGUAGUGUCUCGCCUGGACUUAUGUUUGGGUUGUAGAGUUCGCAUUAUCCCAUUCUGCAUAAUGGGUUCCGCGCAUAAUGUUACUUGCACUGAAUUUACUGACGCAGCAGGCCGCUGAAGGUUAUUAGCAGUCGAUUCUCACGGUCAUAAAUUGAAGUGUUGUAACGUGGUUUCCUUUAUGGACAUUUACACGGUGCUCAGACGCGCCCCAAUGUAAGGUACUACUUAUA
Molecule: messenger RNA, 8617 nt
Organism: Astrephomene gubernaculifera
Lineage: Eukaryota; Viridiplantae; Chlorophyta; Chlorophyceae; Chlamydomonadales; Astrephomenaceae
Source: the annotation of a GenBank genome assembly